CUGUCGUCGAUUUUUCACUCGUUUAGUCUUUGAAAAAGUGUAAAAGUCACCGUUCCCGGAUCAAAAUUUGUUUUAAAAUUUUUAAGAAGCCCCACAAGCGUGAAUGUAGCGUAUUUAAGUGCGGUUCAGUGAAAAGUGCAAAGCACACGUGUAUCACAUCCUCAAUGGUCAUUACCUUCCGGAAAAGCGAAAUCGGGACAAACGCAAUCCAAAGACGACUGCUAGUGCAGCACGCUGAACCAGUGGCAGCAGGAGGGCUAAUGUCCAGAUUAUAGAAUUCAAAUUGCAACAGCUGGACUUUGCACACCACUAGGAGGAACUUAGAGAAGAAAACAGUCGAAUCGAGACUUUUUUCCUACAUUUUCAUCAGGCGUGUUUUGUGAAAGGAUCAAAAGAAAAAAAACUGAACGUUAAACAAUUCACCGACAUAUAUAGAGGGGAAACAGUUAAUUCCAUUCGGUUAUAUUCUGGUGGUAAGCACAGUUAAUCGAAAAAUUCACAAAUCCAAUCACGUCAAGUGCAAGCCAUCAAGACAUCAAUUUUGCAGAGAAGUGAGCGCAACGCAGCUGCACCCAAGAAGCGAAUUAGUGACCCAAGUAGCCCAGCGCCGCCGAGGAUUCAGUUCCAUUCUGCAGCCAGCCGCCAUCUCAGGGUGAGUCCCUGACAAGCAGCCCCAACGGCGUCCCAGACGAUUGUCCUAUCCAGCCCGGACAACGCAGCCGCGGCCCCCAAAACCGAGGCCAUGGCGGAGGUUCUCAAUCUGGAGAGCAUAAUUGCCCGUCUAUUGGAGGUGCGUGGCGCCCGGCCCGGCAAGAAUGUGCAGCUGUCGGAGGGCGAGAUACGAGGACUGUGCCUCAAGUCACGAGAGAUACUGCUGACGCAGCCCAUACUGUUGGAGCUGGAGGCGCCGCUCAAGAUCUGCGGCGAUAUCCAUGGCCAGUACUAUGAUCUGUUGCGUCUGUUCGAGUACGGCGGCUAUCCGCCGGAGGCUAACUAUCUCUUCUUGGGCGACUACGUGGACAGGGGCAAGCAGUCGCUGGAGACCAUCUGCCUGCUGUUGGCGUACAAGAUCAAAUAUUCGGAGAACUUCUUUUUGCUGCGCGGCAAUCACGAGUGCGCCAGCAUUAAUAGAAUCUAUGGAUUCUACGACGAGUGCAAGCGAAGAUAUACCAUCAAGUUGUGGAAGACAUUCACGGACUGCUUCAACUGUCUGCCGGUGGUGGCCAUUGUGGACGAGAAGAUCUUUUGCUGCCACGGCGGACUGAGUCCGGAUCUCACCUCGAUGGAGCAGAUCCGUCGUAUUAUGCGUCCCACCGAUGUGCCCGAUCAGGGACUGCUCUGUGACUUGCUGUGGUCCGAUCCGGACAAGGACACCAUUGGAUGGGGCGAGAACGACCGUGGCGUUAGCUUCACCUUUGGCGCCGAGGUGGUGGUCAAGUUUCUCCAGAAGCACGAUCUGGAUCUGAUCUGUCGUGCCCAUCAGGUCGUCGAGGAUGGUUACGAGUUCUUCGCCAAGCGCCAAUUGGUCACCCUCUUUUCCGCCCCCAACUAUUGCGGUGAAUUUGACAAUGCUGGUGCCAUGAUGUCCGUGGACAAUACACUUAUGUGCUCCUUCCAAAUCCUGAAGCCCGUCGAGAAGCGCAAGAAGUAGAGGACAGCGAGAUCUGUUAACGCUUCCAGAUUUAUUAUUUUACACCAUAACACUGGCACGCAACUCAUUCACAAUAUCCUACACGAAAUCGUUUCGAAAUCAUCAUAUCCACAGUCAUCCCUAAUCAACCGGAUCGAAGAAAUAGCCCAACUUCGACAUAUGGAGUUUUUCCAACGAACUCACAGAGAUUUGAACGCAGAGCUUAUACUUAGCUAAUGCAAAAUAUUGCCAUAUGUUACUUUUACAAAAAUAAACGUCCAAAUAAAUU
Drosophila mauritiana is the source of this 1919-nucleotide messenger RNA. It is a transcript of the gene Pp1-13C, whose product is annotated as serine/threonine-protein phosphatase alpha-3 isoform. Gene Ontology annotation, molecular function: protein serine/threonine phosphatase activity. The transcript is spliced from 2 exons. NCBI's taxonomy places the organism in Eukaryota, Metazoa, Arthropoda, Insecta, Diptera, Drosophilidae. Gene Ontology annotation, cellular component: nucleus; cytoplasm. The coding region runs from base 743 to 1651 and encodes 302 amino acids. The record is from RefSeq and is a predicted model, not a curated record.